AUGUCUAAUAUUUCAGACCCACCCAUUAACUGGCAACCAGAUCCUGACUUUCGUGGCACAUUCAACAUUGUUUCUACCUGUCUAACGACGCUCUUGCUUUGCCUUUGGAGUGCGGUUCACGUUGAUGUCCCAAGUCACUCGGGGAAAUGUCGCGGACUAUGGGUGAGAGUUGGUUGGAUUUCUGUGGGACUGGUUACUCCGGAAACAUUGCUCUUCAUCGCGUAUCGGCAAUGGACUAUUGCAGGGGAGAUCUUCGCGGUAGCAAACCCAUGUGAAGCUUCCACCAAGCCAUGGCACCGACUAUUCCUUCAGCUCAAGGAAUACCUCAAAUGGGGAGGGCCACAAGAUAGUGGUUACGGGGAGAUUCAGGACUGUAGCAGGAAGCAUCCCUGGACGAUGAUGCACAGCUAUUACGCCGCAAUGGGGGGAUUUGUGUUCGAUACACAAACGGAAGAUUUUCUUCCAGCAUCAUACAGAAACGGACGUGCUGUAAUCACACCGGAAGGUAUCCAGUUUCUUCUCAGGAAUCAGCCAGACUUACUCCCAGAUUUAUCUAUCGAGGAAAUUUCAGAUCGGAGCAAAGCAAACGGUCUUUCGAAAAGUGUCGUUGUCGUACAGGUCACUUUCUUCCUCGUCAACUGUAUCGCUCGUAAAAGCCAAGGGCUCCCCGUUACUCUGCUGGAGGUGACGACCGUGGCACACGCGUUGUGUUCUUUGCUUGCUUACGCGUUUUGGUGGAACAAGCCGCUCAGCGUUGCCCAUCCUACUUUCAUCCGCGGGGAAGUCGCAAUGCAGACAUGCGCAUUGAUGUGCAUGGCUAGUACUUGUAGGUACUAUUUCCUAGCAGGGUAUCUUAUGGUUUGGCGUCCUGCUGAACUCGACAGCUUGUGCUGCCAUGAAAUCGAGUCCCUCGAUGCCGAGAAGCGUCCUGCUUCCAAUAGAGACUCUACCAAACAUCGGCCACAAAUUUACUUCACACCCUGCCCACCCGAUACCGUCCCGAAAGAUGGUAUGUCGCCCUGGCUCGAUAGGUCGAUAGGAAAGAGGUACCUCGGGCCCCAGCCUUGGUACAGAGAGUGGCAGAACAACGUCCACGACAGUGAAUCUGCGCAGGGCGCAACUCCAAAUCUGACUCGAAGCGACAAACGGAGAUGGGCCCUUGCUUCAAGCGCUCCAUGGAAACUCCUGCAGGAUCUAGAAACCACACGUCGAAUAUCUUUCGACGACGCCGACUCGGAAGUCACAGACGUACCCCGCUAUUCAGAUGCCUUGGUGUCCCCAAACUCCUGCCUCUCCGCAUCCCUGAAAUCCCGCGGUGGCAAUCCCCGCAAAAUCACACUAAACGACAACGACCCAGGACCAACCGCUGCCCCGAUUCUUGCGUUGUUAUUCGGGUUCCCCAGUCUCACUGCAUGGUAUUAUGAUUUUCCUACACCUUUUGAUCAGUUUCUUUGGCGGGUAGCAGCUUUAGCUGCGACAUUCAGAGGGACUGUCUAUUGGGCUACACGUAGACUUGGGUUAUAUGUUGCUCACCGCACGAAUAAUUACUUUCUGCGCAAGGCGGCGGCGGUGAUUCCAGUGUGUUUGUUGAUGGGGAUGCUGGUUCCUUCGAGUACAAUCUUGGUCGCGGAAAGCUUCAAGCAACUUUUAUAUCUACCUGGUGCUGCGUAUCAUUUGCCGAUGUUGACAAGAUAUUGGCCUCAUUUUUAGUUGGAUAAUGCAGAAUAUUUUGUUACAUUGCAUGUAAUUAUUCAUGUACUCGGUCUGUAUUUGCAGCUUGGACCUUCUUUGUGUACCCAUUAUUGAAAAAAGUAUGUACUCUUGG
Messenger RNA from Lentinula edodes (shiitake mushroom), 1825 nucleotides. RefSeq lists its product as uncharacterized. Bases 1 to 1710 code for a protein of 569 amino acids. Lineage: Eukaryota; Fungi; Basidiomycota; Agaricomycetes; Agaricales; Omphalotaceae. The transcript has 2 exons. The record is from RefSeq and is a predicted model, not a curated record.